Molecule: messenger RNA, 919 nt
Organism: Hymenoscyphus albidus
Lineage: Eukaryota; Fungi; Ascomycota; Leotiomycetes; Helotiales; Helotiaceae
Source: the annotation of a GenBank genome assembly
GGACAAUCGGCAACGACCACGAAACCCGCGAAAGUCCAACCCGCAUAAUCACAAAUAUUUCACGCCCCCCGCGGCAGAUAAAACAGAUACGACACGAUGGGAUUCUUUUCGGAUUUGAUGGAGGCGGUUACGCCUUGGGCGGAGGUGGAGGCGGAGGCUCCCGCUAAGGAGGAGGAGGAGGAGGGUGUUAAGGUAUGCUUUGAUUCGCUGUGAUUUGCUUGUUUUUGUGUUCUUUUUGGGGGAGAGGGGGGAGGUGGGACUUUGAGGUUGGAGGUUGAGGGGGGAUUUAGGUAUGAGGGGAUGGGGGAGGGGUGGUGAUGUGAGAGUGUGAUAGUGAUCAGGGGGUUGCGAUCGAGGGGUCGCAGAUGAGAUAUGGGCGGGCUUUGGGGAUUAGGGAGAGAGAUUAAGGAUGUGCGAUUGGGGGUUUACGAGAAAUGGGGCUAAUGAUUUUUCGAUAGGACUCCAGGGACGAGGAAUCUGAGGAUAAGGAGGAAGAGGAGGUGGAGGAAGAAGAAGAGGAAGAGGAGAUGGUCGAUCCCAAGGAGAAAUUUGAGGCUGGUGAGUUGUUCGUUCUGCUUGGAUUGGGUAUCAUGGACAUUGGGGCAGAUUGAGAAUAUUGAAUAUUGGGGGAUAUGGUGCAUGGCAUUUGAAUUGAUGAACUGACGAAUCGAUAGAAUGCCGGGAAUCUAAGGGUUGCUCGUCGUACAAGCAUCACUUUGAUGAGUGUGUCGAACGGGUUACUGGUAAAUCAGACGAUGGUCCAAAAGAGGACUGUGUUGAAGAAUGUAUGUUUUCCUCUCCUUUUCCUCCCAGUAUCCCAAUUUCGGUGCCAUACUAAUGCAAUUGAUACACAGUCUUCCACCUCGCACAUUGCGCCAACGCAUGCGCAGCUCCUAAAGUAUUUGCUGCUCUCAAGUAG